AUGUCGAAAAAUUUGGUAACACCAAAGCAAGAACCUAUGGGUCCUGAUGCGGUUCGUAAUAUGAUGUUAGCUGCUCAAAAACAAAUCAAAGAUCGACAACAAGAACUAAAUUUCACUGUACCAACGGCUUCUCCUCAACAACGUUUAGCUGAACUUAAAGGACGCAUUGCAAGUCAAUUAGGACAACUUCUUCCAGUGCCAGCAGAAGAUCGAGAUCGACCUGUACAUGUAACUAUUGAUAAAGAAGGUCGUACAAUUGAUUCUCUUACAGGUGAAGUUCUACAAAUACCAAGUCGUACGCCAACAUUAAAAGCUAAUCUUCGAGUACAAAAAAAAGAUGUUAUUAAACAAGAACUUCCUAAAACUAAACAAAAUAAAGAAGUUGUUAUUGAACAUCCUGGUCUUGAUGCAUCAGCACUACAUUUUGACGCUCGUAUUGGGACUCAUCCAGCUGUACGUAAUCGUCGUCAAUUAGUAUUUAAUAAAAAAGGUAAAUAUGAAGAAAUUGCAAAUCGUCAACGUGCAAAAGCUAAAUUGGAAAAAUUACAACAAGAAAUAUCUCAAAUAGCAAAAAAAACUGGUAUUGCAGUAGAAAAUAAAGUUACAAUAAUUCAACCAAAAAAAUUUUUCUCCGAACUUGAUGUUCCUGAUGUUGAAUGGUGGGAUUAUGUUAUACUUCAACAGAAUAAUUAUUCAUCAAUUACUCCAGACGCAAGUAUUCCAUCUAUGUUGACUGGUAUUACACAACUUAUUGAACAUCCAAUACAACUUAAAGCACCAUCUGAACCAAAUAAGCCGGUUUUAUUACCAAUACAUUUAACUAGACAUGAACAACGUAAAUUAAGACGUCAAAAUCGAGCUGAAGUACUUAAAGAACAACAAGAAAAGAUUCGUCUUGGUUUAAUGCCACCACCGGAACCAAAAGUAAAAGUUUCCAGUAUGAUGCGUGUCUUAUGUUCUGAUGCUGUUCAAGAUCCAACAAAAGUCGAACAAUAUGUUCGAAAUCAAAUGGCACAACGUAUUAGAACUCAUGAAGAAACCAAUGCUGCAAGAAAAUUAUCUGCUGAACAACGACGUGAAAAAAAAACUAAACGAACAACAGAAGAUACAACAAAUGGUGUACAUGCUUCUGUUUAUCGUGUUCGACUUUUAGAUGAUCCAGCUAAACGAUUUAAAAUUGAAACCAAUUGUAAACAAUUACAUAUGACCGGUUGUGUUGUUCUUUGUAAAGAUAUAAACAUAAUUGUAGUUGAAGGAGGACCAAAACAACAAAAGAAAUUUCGUCGUUUAAUGCUUCAUCGAAUAAAAUGGAGUUCAUCAAGUAAAAGUCAUAUGGACGAUGAUGGAAGUGAAGAACAAAAUAAAGAAAAAAAUAAAUGUGUACUUCUUUGGCAGGGUACAGUAAAAGAACGUUCAUUUGGUGAAAUUAAAUUCAAAUCAUGUCCAACAGAAAAUUUUGCACGAGAACAUUUUCGUCGUCAUGGUGUUGAACAUUAUUGGGAUAUUGGACACAAUGAUUCAGUACUUGAUGCAUCUACUGAUUGA
This is a messenger RNA of Rotaria sordida, 1545 nucleotides long. The record is from the annotation of a GenBank genome assembly. Lineage: Eukaryota; Metazoa; Rotifera; Eurotatoria; Philodinida; Philodinidae.